ACCUGAAGCAACUACACUGAGGAUUUACAGCAGAAGAAGUGUCAUAAACAGAUCUCAUCAUCAUGAGGAAGAUCACCGGCAAGCACUUGUUGUGCCUCUUUCUGCUCGCAUUUCCUCUAUCCUGGGCAGAGGACACAAAGGAAGAUGUGAAGACGAGGGAGAAUGAUACAGUUUGGAGCCAAGCAAAGACCAGACGACUGUUUGCAAGGCAAAAGACUUCUCCGACACAGGGAGGACGCAUUUCUAAACAAAAGUCAGACCUUAUGACACCUGCACGUCGCUGUGGGCGCUUGAUGGAGAACUGCUCAUCUCAUGUGCAGUGCUGCGACCCCUGCGCCUCCUGCCGCUGUCGACUCUUCAACACCAUUUGCCACUGUUGGAGGAUGAACCCGCUGUGCUUAAAGAGGACAUAAAUAAAUGGGGCACACACGCACUCACAGACACACACAUGCUCAAACACUCCCCGGGGACAUAUACAAUGCUAAGUAUAUCUACACAUGGGAAUUCACUUACACUGCCCUCUGGCCUGAGUAAUACUUACCACAGUUCAGAGUAAAGUAGAAACAUUUGGAAAAUCAUGAAACAGUCUGAGGUUUAAAGUGAAAGUUCUCUGCAUUGUUGAUGACUUCCACACUUCUGUGAAGGAGAAGUGUUUCAGUUUUCUGAGGCAUUAACAUGAAAAAAACAAAACAGAAAUGUUUACAGAAUAUCCAGAUACCCUACAUACAGUAUGUAGAUGUAACAACGGAGAAGUGAUAUGUUUUUUCAUGUAUGUAUACAGUCACAUUAAGUAUGUGUUGUUCUUGUGCAGUGGGGUAUUUCCCACACUACUGCUGCUUUUUAAUAUCUUGCUCUCCCGCCAUGUUAAACUUGUCUGGACGCCAAUAACUGGAUUUACUUUGGAACAUACAUUUCUUUUUUUAAACUCACUGCCCUACAGACUAAAUAU
This is a messenger RNA of Toxotes jaculatrix (banded archerfish), 949 nucleotides long. It is a transcript of the gene asip2b, whose product is annotated as agouti signaling protein, nonagouti homolog (mouse) 2b. The record is from RefSeq and is a predicted model, not a curated record. The transcript has 4 exons. Gene Ontology annotation, cellular component: extracellular region. Gene Ontology annotation, biological process: neuropeptide signaling pathway; adult feeding behavior; hormone-mediated signaling pathway. Gene Ontology annotation, molecular function: neuropeptide hormone activity; type 1 melanocortin receptor binding. The coding region runs from base 63 to 413 and encodes 116 amino acids. Lineage: Eukaryota; Metazoa; Chordata; Actinopteri; Toxotidae.